GAUCUCUGACCUUUAAGUAAAGUGAAUUCCAAAGGCAUCCUUGUUAAAAAGAAUGCAUUAUGAUGUGUAUAUGAAUCUGAAAGACAAUGUUUUCACACAGUUUUUUUCAUAUAUCAGGAACAGAAAAAAAAAAAAAAAAUCUAUGAUAAGCACAGAUCUUUUUGUCCUCUUUAAAUAGUCAUAAUUUCUCCUGUUCAUAUAUUUCUUAAUGAACUUGAAUAAGAUUAUAUGAACAUGCUUAUUACAGGUGAAAUCCAAAACUUAGAAUGGAAACUAUCGAAGUCAUCUCAACCGACAAAGCUACAGUUGUCAUCCAAGUGAAUCCACAGGCGGAUCAAGACAGCACUGUUUUUGUUGAUGGACAGAAGGCCAGAGGAACAAGUCACAAUGCGGCUUUUGAAGUAUUUUUCAAAGCACAACCAAAGGCAUUAGGGACUGUCCAGAUAAUGAUUGGAGUGGUGAUCUUCUUUAUUGGUAUUAUUUUCACCAUCAGUUACCCUGCUAUUGUUGUCUUCAGUGGAAUAACCUACUGGGGAUUUUUCAUCUACAUCAGUGCUGGAUCUCUGUCUGUUGCUGCACAGAAUAAACUCAAUCUGUGUGUGGUGAAAGCCUCUCUUGUAAUGAAUGUGAUCAGUGCUAUAACUGCAGGACUCGCCAUUCUUCUGCUGUCCAUAGAAUUAAUAGUGAUGCAUCCAUGGUUUUAUCCUGAGAGUCAUCAGAGAGACCAGCACAGUGAUUGA
Messenger RNA from Ctenopharyngodon idella (grass carp), 740 nucleotides. RefSeq names its product membrane-spanning 4-domains subfamily A member 12-like. The record is from RefSeq and is a predicted model, not a curated record. The coding region runs from base 267 to 740 and encodes 157 amino acids. NCBI's taxonomy places the organism in Eukaryota, Metazoa, Chordata, Actinopteri, Cypriniformes, Xenocyprididae. The transcript is spliced from 5 exons. Gene Ontology annotation, cellular component: membrane.